Cynoglossus semilaevis (tongue sole) is the source of this 2401-nucleotide messenger RNA. RefSeq names its product homeobox protein Dlx4b-like. Gene Ontology annotation, molecular function: DNA-binding transcription factor activity, RNA polymerase II-specific; RNA polymerase II cis-regulatory region sequence-specific DNA binding. The record is from RefSeq and is a predicted model, not a curated record. Lineage: Eukaryota; Metazoa; Chordata; Actinopteri; Pleuronectiformes; Cynoglossidae. Bases 398 to 1270 code for a protein of 290 amino acids. The transcript is spliced from 3 exons. Gene Ontology annotation, biological process: embryo development; cell differentiation; regulation of transcription by RNA polymerase II.
ACGAAAAUAAAUAUUAAUUUCCACAUUUUACGAAAAUUCGAAAAAUAUGAUGUUUUUAGCGAACAGGGCGCUGCUCUGAGCUUCAUCCUGGAUCAUAUGUUCAUGAAGUUAAUGGAGGAGCUCCAGUGACAGCUGAACACCAAUCAAAGCGCUCUGUGUGCGUGUGUGUGUGUGUGUGUGAUGUAAAGGAGGAUCUCUCUUUAGCUUUUAUCCCGGUUUCAGCUCCAUGUUCAGCUGUUGAACAUGCCGUGCGUAACUCCGCUCCAGCAGCACCACCACCGUCUCCUCCACCUUCGCCACUGCGGAGAAUGCGUCCCGCGAACUGUGCGUCGGACCUAACGCGUGGAUCUGAUCCGGAUCUUGCGACCCAGGCAGAACCCAUGACACCCACGUCUUUAUGUCCUCUCGUGUUCACUCAUUAAUGAUGUCUGUGGGUUUGAUGCCGGACUCUCUGAAUGCGUCAGAUCCGUCCAAAUCCGCCUUUCUGGAGUUCGGGCAUCCGUCCCAUCACCAGCAACAUCAUCAUCAUCAUCAUCGCCACCAGCAGAACCAGAACUCUCCCGGACUCUCUCAUCACAUUUACCCCGUCCAUGGCGUACACACCGCGGCUCCUCCGCAGCACGACACGCCCUUCCCGAGCAGCGCGUCCUACGGCCGUGCGUUGGGUUACACCACCUACCCCGGCUCCGUCAGCUCUCACCCCGCCGCUGCCUACGUGCCUUACCCGCACCACGGCAGUCACAGCAGCGGCACUUUGGGCCCAGGCAGAUUGGAGCAGACAGAUCGAGACAAGUCGACGGUGAUCAAUAACAGGGAGAUUCGACUCAACGGUAAAGGCAAAAAAAUCCGCAAACCCCGGACCAUCUACUCCAGUCUGCAGCUGCAGGCUCUGCACCAGAGGUUCCAGCAGACCCAGUACCUGGCCCUGCCGGAGCGGGCCGACCUGGCGGCCAAACUGGGCCUCACCCAGACUCAGGUGAAGAUAUGGUUCCAGAACAAACGCUCCAAGUACAAGAAGAUCAUCAAGCACGGCAGCAGCUCUGUGGAUGGAGAACAUCUCCACAGCAGCUCCAGCUCCUCCAUCUCCCCCUGCUCCCCAGGACUUCACCCGCAGCUGUGGGAGGUCUCCAAGGGAGCCUCGUUCUCCUCCACCUCCUCCAUCUCCUCCUCCUCCUCCUCCAACAGUUACAUGUUUUGUUUUGGUCACUGGUACCCAAACCACCAUCCCCACCACCAGGACGGGUUGAUGCCGAGACCUCAGAUGAUGUGAGUGGACGGUAAAAACUCCUGCUGCUGCUUUCUGACAGCGCCCCCUUUGUCAGAACAAACACGUGUCAGAACAACUUGAGUUUUGCGGUGAUUUGUUCCAGUUCGGGUGCAUCCUGCCAACACGCAGACCAAAGCGGACCUCCAUGACCCAGAACAGUGGAUUUAGUGUGCGGUUAAGAAACGUUUGCAUUGAUCUUCCUUUGUUUUCUUUUCAUUGCACGCAGCAUGAAUCGGUUCGCGCCUUUGUUUUGUCUUGUUUUUUUUUUUGUUUUGUUUUCAAUAUUGACUUUCAGUUUGGCGCGUUAUGCAAAUAAAAAGCCGUCGGCGUGACGUCCCUAUAUUCAUUGAGAUCUGGUUUGUUUGGACAGCGCCUCCGUGCGUGCAAUGUUUUUAUAGUCAAAUAUUGUAAGAAGGAGCAGGCGGCCAGGCUGGUGUUUACCCCGGUAGACUGUGGAACCGACUGGAUCAACACAGGUUUUUGGAUCAGUGACAACCGGAUGUAACGUGCGCGGGAAAACUGUGGUAAAAUACGGGGGGUUUGAAAGUGAAAAUAAAAACAGGUCUGAGCGGUUUGGACUGACGUUGACAACAACACCUCGGUCUGUGUGAUGGUCUUCUGACUGUACUGUCAGGUACUGACACACCAACACUGGGAUCCACUCGUGGUCUUUAUCCAGGUCGUUGAGUUUAUAGAAUAGGCACCAAAAGAUUCAAAUCAGAUUUUGACAAAAUUAAGGCCGUAUAAUGUUGCAAGUGUCUCGAUUAAAGGAUUUGACGCACGGACCUCGGCUGAGCUAAAACGGUACCCGGUACGCAUUAUUAUUAAUUUAUUUGAACUACUGCAAAAAUGCAGUUUCUGAUUCUCCUCACCCCGUGUUGCUAAAUCGUUUUGAUUUGAUUUGAUUUUAAUUCAUAAACAACAAUAAUACACUUUAUGUAUUCAUUUUAAUUUAACUCUUCUUAUACACGUCACCUCCAUGACUCAUUUUUAAUCAUUUAAAAUAUGUUUUGUGAUUUUAUUGUUAGUUAAAAAAGUUAAAAAAAUGUUAAUAUCAAAUAUCUGUAGUUUUUAAUGAAAAGUCAAGGUAGAGCAAUCGGCCUGCAUAAAUCCGACCAUUUAUCAUUCUGUUUG